Molecule: messenger RNA, 2034 nt
Organism: Epinephelus fuscoguttatus (brown-marbled grouper)
Lineage: Eukaryota; Metazoa; Chordata; Actinopteri; Perciformes; Serranidae
Product: claudin-3-like
Exons: 1
Coding region: 159-815 (218 amino acids)
Biological process (GO): bicellular tight junction assembly; cell adhesion
Cellular component (GO): bicellular tight junction; plasma membrane
Molecular function (GO): structural molecule activity
Source: RefSeq, a predicted model, not a curated record
GAACUCCUCUCUGGCCAAUGACCAAGUGACUCCACCUUCUUGAGAAAUCUGCUGCUUAUAUGAGCAAUCGCUUCUCCAGAGAAUACUCACUCGAUCUACUUCUGUCUGCUGAGAUAGAGAAGACCCUCCGUGCAUCUUGACUCACACAGAGUUCAGACAUGCCUUCAGUGGGACUGGAGAUUCUUGGGGUGACUCUGGCUGUCCUGGGAUGGAUCUCAGCCAUUGUAUCCUGUGCCUUGCCCAUGUGGCGAGUGUCAGCUUUCAUUGGGGUGAACAUCGUCACAGCGCAGACCACCUGGGAAGGCAUCUGGAUGAACUGCGUGGUCCAGAGCACAGGUCAGAUGCAGUGUAAAAUCCAUGACUCCAUGUUGGCGCUGAGCGCAGAUCUUCAGGCUGCCCGCGCCCUCACUGUCAUCUCCAUCGUGUUGGGCAUCAUGGGACUCCUGGUGGCCAUAGUGGGGGCAAAAUGCACAAACUGUUUGUCUGAAGACUCAGCUAAGGUUCGGGUGAUGAUAGGCGCUGGGGUGUCCUUCAUCCUGGCAUCUCUGACCCAGCUGAUCCCUGUGUCGUGGUCUGCCCAUACUAUCAUCAUGGAGUUCUACAAUCCAUUGACACCUGAGGCACAGAAGAGGGAGAUAGGUGCAGCUCUGUACCUGGGCUGGGCUGCAGCUUCAUUUCUGCUCAUUGGAGGGGGCAUCCUCUGCUCCAGUUGCCCCCCACAACCUGAGAAAAGGUACGGGCCUCCAUCGAAGAUGGUGUACUCCCAAACUAGGUCGCUUGCCCCAAGUGGUUAUGAUAGGAGAGACUAUGUCUGAGCUCACACCUGCUCUUUUCUCACGGCUUCGCCAUCAUGGAAAAGACUGCUCAGAGAAAACCAGAGGGGACAGUCAUUUUUUGAUAACUUAUACACAUCUGUCUUCAUGUUGACAUGGAGAAAACUUAGAUAUUCUUUCCUCCAUAUAAUGCAUACCUGUUUAAACAAAGCCUCCAUCAAACUUGUUUUCCUUUCUUAAAUGUUUUGUGUAAAACUUGGAGGCUGUUGGAAGCACUGAGGCUAACAACUAUAUAUGUUAGUGAUGUGGUGUGCCCUGUAUUUUACAUUUUAUGAAAAUAAUUGCAUUAUUUGUGAAACAAAAAUUUAAAGAAUACGUGAAUCAGCUAUUGUUUGUUGUUGUUGUUGUUGUUGUUUUUUUUUUUACAGUACUAACUAUGGUCAUGUUUUAUAAAGAACUUUAAGUUUUGAUUAAGAAAGUUCAAGGAAUCCUGUUAUAAAGUUACAUAAUGCAGAUUUUUGUUAUAAAUACAUUUUGUAAAUCAGUUUAUUAGAAAUGUUUUGAUGUCUGUCAUGUUACUUUUAUAAAUUAAAGGCCUUGUUUUUUUUUAAGCCUUGCCUUAGCCUUGAUAGGCUUCUUUGCCUGGGCCCUCCCUCUCAGAGUCUAGGAUCGCCACUGCUGAGAGGCUUAAAUAUUUGGUAUGUAAAAGAUUGAGGGUAAUCUUAAAAUACACCCACGAAUAACUUUUUUCAGGUGUAUUUUUUGUCAUGUUUUUUGUUGUUGUUUUUUUAGCAAAAACAUGUUUUUCAUGCCCUAAAUUCUAUUGUGACCUUGUAAGUGGUCUGAGCCUGACCACCUACAGACCACCAACACAUGACCAAAAACCUGCUCCAUUACACAGUGCAUAUGUGUCCACUGCAUAUAUUUCAGCAGGCCUUCAGGUUAUUGUAGGUCAUACAUUAGCUAACAAAACUCCUACUCACAGGAAAAUUGGAGUGGCACAUUUAAAAUAGAUGUAGUGAAAUGUUUGAUCUUUAUAUCAACAGGUGUAAAGAAAAUGUCUGAUUCCAUACAGCCUCCAUACUCAGCCAUUAGUCUGACGACUGGAAGUCUCUAUCACAGCUUCUACCCACCUGGCUGUCUCCCACAUGUCUGUUGGCUCUAUGAUAACAAGAACUGCUACUUUGUCAGCUUCCCUACUCGACAGUCUGAACUGCCCUCCCAAACAAUGGACCUGUUUCAUGUCACGGGGGGGAGACUG